Messenger RNA from Dracunculus medinensis (Guinea worm), 1338 nucleotides. The record is from the annotation of a GenBank genome assembly. NCBI's taxonomy places the organism in Eukaryota, Metazoa, Nematoda, Chromadorea, Rhabditida, Dracunculidae.
AUGGAUGUAGAUGAUCCCUUUGAUUCACCAUGCCGAUCAGAUUUGUCACGAGGGAUUUCGCAUUGUGGCGCGCAACCGUGCAUACCAAGAAUUGGAGACACUGCUAAUUAUAUUUGUCUUUGUCCCUAUAAUGAAAUUUAUGAUCAUGGCGUUGCUUGUGGUCAACAAUAUUGCCUAAAUGGGGGUAGCUGUGAUGGCAAAAUCUGCAAAUGCCCCGAGGGAUUUGUUGGGAACAGAUGCGAGACUGAUCUUUGCCACAAUUAUUGCUUAAAUAAGGGAAAUUGUUCCAUCACUUACGAUCCAAUUUCUUCUUCACGUGCUGUGCCAACUUGCAGUUGCCCUAUUGAAUACACUGGUUCUCGUUGCCAGCAGUACAAAUGCACAGGUCGUUGUGGUGCAUAUGGAACAUGCUUGGUGUCACAAAAAACUGGCUUACCGAUUUGUAAUUGUCUUCCAAAUUAUGGUGGAGCAGAAUGUAAUCGGCGAAUUGAUGCAUGUGAGACUUAUUGUUUCAAUGGAGGUCUAUGCUCAUACGACGAAAAUAUGGCACCGUCUUGUCAAUGUCCCGCCGGUUUCAUUGGUAACCGGUGUGAAAAUUGCAUGUUGGCUAAGGGAGAAAUACGUAUAUGUCAAAAUGGAGGAUAUUGUAAAGAUGGAAAUCAAUGUUCUUGUCCAGCUGGAUUUAGUGGAUCUUCUUGUGAAACAGAUUUUUGUGAUGGACAUUGUUUCAAUGAGGGAAUUUGUUUGCCUUCAGUACUUAACGGUGUAACUCAUCAGUUACAAUGCAUUUGUCCUCCUGGUUUCGGCGGAUCUCGUUGUGAAAUUGAUUGGUGCCAUCGUAAUGAACAUUACUGCCUUCAUAAUGGUCACUGCAUUCAUGAUAGACUUAAAGGAAUUAUUUGUAUUUGUUCCAGCAAGUUCCAAGGUGAUCGUUGUAAGGAGGAAAGACGGUGUGAAGAUUACUGUCUCAAUGAAUCUGAGUGCUUUUCAAAGAGUGCUUAUGAAUGGGGUUGCAGGUGCAAAGCUGGAUAUAGUGGCAAUCGUUGUGAUGUAUUUGAUAAGUGCUCGAAUCAGUGUCAUAAUGGUGGCACUUGUCAAUUUGAUAAUCGUCUAGGAGGAGUUUGUGAAUGCCCAAAAGGGAUUGCGGGAAGAAGCUGCACGCAAAUAAUUGCACGUACAUGUAGCGAAAUAGUUUGUCUGAAUGGUGGGAAGUGCAUGAUGACGGUUCUUCAUGGCGUCCAGUGUUCAUGCCCUAUUGGUUGGGGUGGAUUGGUAUGUGCCGAGCCGGAAUGUUAUGGAUAUUGCCAAAAUGGUGGGACAUGUGCUAGUUCAAUUUAG